This is a messenger RNA of Aspergillus brunneoviolaceus CBS 621.78, 1185 nucleotides long. RefSeq names its product Rab geranylgeranyltransferase BET4. The transcript has 4 exons. Gene Ontology annotation, cellular component: cytoplasm; Rab-protein geranylgeranyltransferase complex. Bases 103 to 1185 code for a protein of 360 amino acids. The record is from RefSeq and is a predicted model, not a curated record. Gene Ontology annotation, molecular function: Rab geranylgeranyltransferase activity. NCBI's taxonomy places the organism in Eukaryota, Fungi, Ascomycota, Eurotiomycetes, Eurotiales, Aspergillaceae. Gene Ontology annotation, biological process: protein geranylgeranylation.
CUCACUCUUAUCGAUAACCUUAGUGACCGCCAACCUAUUUGCAAUCCAUCCGCCCAAGGAAGCCCUGUUGCAACAUCCCAAAAAAGUCUUUCUUAAUCUACAAUGGCUGAACAUGGGAUUCCUCGAUACGCCCGUAGAGGGGAGCGGACUGAAGAAGCUCGCCAACAAGAGCUCCGCAAGAUCGAGAAGUAUCGUGAACUCGAACAGUCGGUUCGAGAAAAGAUUGCGGCACAGCAGUACACACCAGAAACUUUACAGAAGAUAUCCGAACUGCUAAGCAGCAACCCAGAGUACUACACGAUAUGGAAUUAUCGUCGUCAAGUCUUGCGAAGCGAAUUUUCGCGCGCAGAAUCUAGCGGCUCCAACGAAACAGCAGCAGAACAUGUUGCUUCCUUGAUCAAGAACGACUUGCUAUUUCUUAUUCCCUUGCUCAAGAGUUUUCCCAAGUGCUACUGGAUUUGGAACUACCGCGUCUGGCUCUUGGACGAAGCCAAGCGUCUUCUUCCUGCUUCGAUCUCCCGUCGAUUCUGGCAAGAAGAAUUGGGCUUGGUAGGCAAGAUGCUCAACCUGGACAGUAGGAACUUCCACGGCUGGGGUUACAGACGAUUUGUCAUAGAGACUCUUCGGGAGCUCAAGUCCGCAGAGCAACCCAGCGAAGACAUGACCCAGGCUGAAUUUGACUACGCAAAGAAGAUGAUCGGCGCCAACCUGUCGAAUUUCUCUGCUUGGCACUAUCGUACCAAGUUGAUCCAGCGACUACUAAACGAGCGAUCAGCCAGCGAUGAGGAGCGGAGAAAGAUGCUCGAUGACGAGUUGGAAUUGGUCCAUCGUGCCCUGUGCGACCCAUAUGACCAGUCAUUGUGGUUCUACCACCAGAACUUAAUGUGCGUCUUUGAUCCGACGGUAGCGGCGCAGACAAUGGCACCGAAUCUCAGUGACUCGGAACGCUUGGAAUAUCUCCGCCAGGAGAUCGAAGAAAUCGAAGACAUGCUGGAUGGGGCGGAAGACUGUAAAUAUCUCUACCAAGCCUUGAUCGACUGUACGUUGUUGGCUUGGAAGGUGGAGGGAAUAACUCCCGCCGAUACGCAGAAACGAGCGGUGCUAAAGUGGCUUGCGGAGUUGAAGAAGCUGGACCCGCUGCGACAGCAACGGUGGCUGGGUUUUGAACAGUCACUUGCCUGCUGA